Molecule: messenger RNA, 2298 nt
Organism: Doryrhamphus excisus (bluestripe pipefish)
Lineage: Eukaryota; Metazoa; Chordata; Actinopteri; Syngnathiformes; Syngnathidae
Gene: kin
Product: Kin17 DNA and RNA binding protein
Biological process (GO): DNA replication; DNA damage response
Cellular component (GO): nucleus
Molecular function (GO): double-stranded DNA binding
Source: RefSeq, a predicted model, not a curated record
UUAAACGUUAUCUCGCGAGAUGGCGAACACAACACCCAGAAGUUGCUAGCUUGGCCGCGCUAACCACCUCACGGUUUCCCAUCGUCCUACAUUUUGUCAAAAAGCCAGUGUUUUAUGAAAAUUUCGCCGCGCAGAAAUGGGGAAAGCAGACUUCCUGUCGCCCAAGGCAAUAAGCAACCGGAUCAAAUCAAAAGGUCUCCAGAAGUUGAGGUGGUAUUGUCAAAUGUGUCAAAAACAAUGCCGAGAUGAGAACGGCUUCAAGUGUCACUGCAUGUCCGAAUCCCACCAGCGGCAGCUGCUGCUCGCCUCGGAGAACCCGCGCAAGUUUAUGGACUUCUUCUCGCAUGAGUUCAAAAGUGGAUUCCUGGAGCUGCUGAGAAGACGUUUUGGGACCAAGCGUGUACACAACAACAUAGUGUACAACGAGUACAUCAGCGACCGCGAGCACAUCCACAUGAACGCCACGCGCUGGGAGACGCUCACGGUCUUCACCAAGUGGCUGGGCAGACAAGGUUUGUGUAAGGUGGACGAGACCCCAAAAGGCUGGUACAUCCAGUACAUCGACCGCGACCCCGAGACCAUCCGCCGCCAGGAGGAGCUGGCCAGGAGGAAGAAGCACGAGCUGGACGACGAGGAGCGGAGCGCCAAGUUCAUCGAGGAGCAGGUCCGCCGGGGCCGCAACGCCAUGGAGGAGGAGGAGGAUCCCGUUUACACUGAGCUGAAGCGAGAGAACGAGGAGGAAAAAGUCGCUUUCAACUUGGGUGCUGCUGCAGCGCUACCCGGUCCGUCCACAUCAAGUUCCCUGGUGGCCCCCAGCGCCCUGAAGAAGGCGUCCUCAUCGGUCAAGAGGAAAGACGCGUCCUCUGCGUCAGAGGCCAGGGACAAGAAGAAGUCGGCCCUGGAGCAGAUCAUUGAGAUGGAGGAGAGGAAGAAGCAGCAGCAGCAGCCGACCAGGACCGACCACUGGCUCCAGCCCGGCAUCGUCGUCAAGGUGGUCACCAAGCGGCUGGGGGAGAAGUACCACAAGAAGAAGGCUGUCGUCACGGAGGUGCAGGAGAAGUACACGGCCGUGGUGAAGAUGGUGGACUCGGGGGACAAACUGAAGCUGGACCAGAACCACGUGGAGACCGUCAUACCGGCCCCAGGAAAAUGCGUGAUGAUCCUCAACGGAAGCCACCGAGACACCCGGGCCCUGCUGGACGGCAUCGAUGAGAAGAACUUCUGCGCUUCGCUCACGCUGGACUCCGGUCCACACAAGGGCAAGCGAGUGGACGUGGCCUACGAGGACUUCUCUAAACUGGCUUGAAGCGUCUGUCUUGGGUCUCGGGAGGACUAAUCUACCAGGUCAGGCUGCAUGACGCGUCUUAUCAUAGGAAGCUGUUGAGGUGAGGGACGAUGUAGUGGCUGUAGUGGCCGUCGAUGAAGCCCUUGCCGCUGUUGUGUACGAACCAGCAGUACACGUCCGAGCCGCGCCGCGUGUCCCGCCGGUAGUCCUUCUGCCAGCCCCUGGUGACCCACAGCAGAUACCGCGUGGCGUUCACAGACAGACCUGACUUUCUAGACUUUGUUCCGAGGACGACGACCCACCUGGUGACGCGCACCUCCUUGCCCUUCACCGCCAUGGUGGCCUCCUUCUUCAGGGGGUCGGCGCCCUCGUGGACGUCGUACACGUUCGCUUCUGGCUCCUUGGAGAACUGACCUGAACCGUAGAACAUAAGAAGUCAACCACAAAUCACACACUCAUCUCUUUGGCAUGUCCAGUAGCUGGCAAAGCAUAUUGUUAGCCCAAUUUCCUUAUCUUCUACUGGCCUACGUCAUGGCUAGCCCCUCAACGUGACGUCUUACAGAGAACACUCAACUCAUCACACAGCGACUUAACACCUAAUAGGUGGACCUAAGGAAUAUGCAAACAUGGACCAAUAUCACUUUAAAAUGAAAAACUCAAUUCCCAUCAUGUGUUACGUCUGAGCAAAGCACCCAGUGGCGCCUGUGGGGCGCUGCACUGACAUCGGCCUCCCUCUAUCCAUCUGUGCUCAUCUGUUUUUCCUCAAAAUGGACCGGGAUCACGUCCACUCCACUCUUGCUGUUUUUUUUUUUACCUUCCAAAUAUUUCAACUUCCUUCAUUCAUACUCCCCGUAAACCUUCUUUGAAUGUUAUUCCCGUACGUUGACUUUAUUCCCAUAAUAUUCCAACAGCAUAUUGCUUUCUUUCUUAGCUCAUGAUGACUUGAGAUGGAGAUGGUUCGAUUACUGUGAUCAAUUACAGUAAUCACCCCCGCUGGGGUUGAUACAAUAAUA